GAGCACUAGAUCCAGCAGCCAUCGGGGGCGGGCCAGCCCAAGGGGCUGCCUUCCCCGCAGUGACGUCCCAGGAGGCGGAGGGGCAACCAACUAACGGACUCUGCGCCCUCCCGGACUCCUCCCAGUCAGUGGGUCCUUCGGAGAUGCGGCUGCCUUGGUGGCAGUUGCCCAAACGCAGCCGCCUGUGUGCCCACUUCUCUGCCUUAGUUCUGGGGUGUCGGGACGCACUGGAGUCCAGCAAUGCAGCCAGGACCAGCGCUGAGGGCCGUGUUGCUGGCUGUGCUGCUGGCAGAACCGCGGGGUUCGAAGGGUCGCCUGCUGAGCGCCUCGGACUUGGACCCCAGAGGAGGGCAGCUGGUCUGCCGGGGAGGGACUCGGAGGCCCUGCUACAAAGUCAUUUACUUCCGUGAUGCUUUUCAAAGAGUGAACUUUGAGGAAGCCAACGAAGCCUGCAGGAGAGAUGGGGGACAGCUAGUCAGUAUCGAAACAGAAGAUGAACAGAGACUGAUAGAAAAGUUCAUUGAAAACCUCUUGGCGUCUGAUGGUGAUUUCUGGAUUGGCCUCAGGAGGCUGGAGGAGAAGCAGGGCAACAGCACAGUCUGCCAGGACCUUUAUGCUUGGACAGAUGGAAGCACAUCACAAUUCAGGAACUGGUAUGUGGAUGAACCUUCCUGUGGCAGCGAGGUCUGCGUGGUCAUGUACCAUCAGCCAUCGGCACCAGCGGGCAUCGGGGGCUCAUACAUGUUCCAGUGGAACGAUGACCGGUGCAACAUGAAGAACAAUUUCAUUUGCAAAUACGCUGACGAGAAACCAAGUACAACACCUUCUAUAAGGCCUGGAGGUGAAGCAACUGAGCCAGCAACACCAUCACUUCCAGAAGAAACACAGAAAGAAGACAUCAAAGAAACAUUUGAAGAAAGCAGAGGGGCUGCUUUGAAUCUUGCCUACAUCCUAAUCCCCAGCUUGAUUCCCCUUUUCCUCCUACUAGUGGUCCUUUCAGCUGCAUGCUGGCUUUGCAUCUGCAGAAGGAGAAAACAAGAGCAGUCAGACCCUGGCACAAAGGAGCAACACACCAUUUGGCCCACUCCUCACCAAGAAAACAGCCCCAACCUAGAUGUUUACAAUGUCAUUAGAAAACAAAGUGAAGCCGAUUUAGCUGAGCCCCGGCCAGAUCUGAAGAACAUCUCAUUCCGGGUGUGUUCUGGUGAAGCCACUCCCGAUGACCUAUCUUGUGACUAUGACAACAUGGCUGUGAACCCUUCAGAAAGUGGGUUUGUAACUCUGGCAAGUAUGGAGAGUGGAUUUGUGACCAAUGAUAUUUAUGAGUUCUCCCCGGACAGAAUGGGGAGGAGCAAGGAGAGUGGAUGGGUGGAAAAUGAAAUAUAUUACUAAGACAUGUGAAAAAAAAAAAACAGCAAAAAUGAGAAAAGAAAAAGCAAAAGCCUCCUGUUUCGUAUAAGGAAAAUGUUCAGAACUUUUAUGAAAAUGCUAGAUCAGUUCUUAGGGUGAGCACAGAAUCUUCACAAGUUCCUCCUGGGUCCCCAAGUUCUGGCUAUACCCCUUAUCCCAGAGCCUCCCUCAGCUCAGCCUUGUGAGAAGGCACCUUGCCCAGGGGCUGCUAUACAGCAGACCCUCAGCAACUGUCAGCCAGUGGGUUACAACUGAUGCUUUCACCAGUCAGGGGAAAGAUGUGACCAAGGAGCUUGGAAAGCUCCCUCUAGUUUCUGUUCUCCUUGCUCUCGACAGCAACACGUGCAAUCACAAAAAGACAGACACUGUGGAAUCUUUUCAAAGCCUAUGUAUGGAAGCUCCAGGCUGGCCUGCACAUCAAUUCCCAUAUCUGCCCCCUCAUCCCAAAUAAAAUCCAAUGAAAAGCAGGAAGCAGAAUGUUAGUCAGUGUGUGUUUACAGCCCUUCCUUUGCAUGUGGCCUCAGGGGACCUUUUUUUUUUUUUUUUUUUAAUUCUCCCGACAUCUAAACUUGGAAAAACCCAACUUGGAAAUUACUUUAGAAAGUAAAAAUGAAGCUUGCACUUGCUUCAGGGCUCCUUGUUCUCCUGGCUCAGACAGUAUGCGUUGUUCUGGGGAUGGGUGGCAGCAGCAUUGGAGACUGUGUAGGCAGAAAGACUGGUGAGAGAAGUAGACAUACUAAGGAUAAGAAGAAGCAAGCUUCUCAUUCCCAAAGAAGGCAGUCACAGGCAUCAGAGGGAGAAAACUGGAAUAGACACUAUCAUGUUCGGUGCAAAUAGAAAACAGUGGAGUGUAGCAUGAAUCUUAAAAGUUCUUAUUAAUAAAAUCAAACCCGAGGCCAGUUAUUGGGGUCCAUGC
Molecule: messenger RNA, 2326 nt
Organism: Peromyscus leucopus (white-footed mouse)
Lineage: Eukaryota; Metazoa; Chordata; Mammalia; Rodentia; Cricetidae
Gene: Layn
Product: layilin
Exons: 8
Coding region: 241-1392 (383 amino acids)
Molecular function (GO): hyaluronic acid binding
Source: RefSeq, a predicted model, not a curated record